Chrysoperla carnea is the source of this 934-nucleotide messenger RNA. RefSeq names its product elongation of very long chain fatty acids protein AAEL008004-like. Gene Ontology annotation, biological process: fatty acid elongation, saturated fatty acid; very long-chain fatty acid biosynthetic process; fatty acid elongation, monounsaturated fatty acid. The transcript has 5 exons. The annotation marks the transcript as partial. The record is from RefSeq and is a predicted model, not a curated record. Gene Ontology annotation, cellular component: endoplasmic reticulum membrane. Gene Ontology annotation, molecular function: fatty acid elongase activity. Lineage: Eukaryota; Metazoa; Arthropoda; Insecta; Neuroptera; Chrysopidae.
GUUAUUAAAAAUAUCAUUAAAGCAUAUUUUUAUCUUAAUUAUGACGUAUCAGAUCCAAGGACAAAUCCAUGGCCAUUAAUGUACACACCAUGGUCAACUUUAGGUAUUUUAAUUGGAUAUUUAUAUUUUGUAUUUAAAAUUGGUCCUAAAUUUAUGGCAAAUCGUAAACCAUACAACCUAGAACGAUUACUUGUGGUAUAUAAUCUGCUGCAGAUAUUAGCGUGUGUUUAUAUUGUCUAUAGGAACAUAGUUUUAGCAUGGGGAAAAUACAGUUUUCUCUGUGAACCAGUGGAUUAUGAAUCAAAUCCAGAAUCAUUAGAAAUUGCAUCAUUGAUAUAUUAUUAUUUUGUAAUUAAAGUUAUCGAUUUAUUAGAUACGGUAUUUUUCAUUUUACGAAAAAAAGAAAAUCAGGUAACAUUUUUACAUGUUUACCAUCAUACUGGUAUGGUCGGAUUGGGAUGGGCUACUACGAAAUUUUUAGCUGGUGGACAUAGUAUCUAUGUAACAACAAUAAAUUCAUUUGUACAUGUUGUAAUGUAUACAUAUUAUUUAUUAACAGCCUGGGAUCCAGAAUACAAGAAAAGUGUCUGGUGGAAAAAACAUAUAACACAAUUGCAAAUAUUCCAAUUUUUAACAUUAAUGAUACUAUUCACACAAAUUGCAUUUAUACCCGGCUGUAAUUACCCAGUUUGGACAAUGAUCGUAUUUGUACCACAGAAUCUAUUCAUGUUAAUAUUAUUUGGUGAUUUUUAUUAUAAAGCCUACAUUAAAAAGAAGCCAGCAGCAUCUGAACAAAAUAAAAUUGAAGAAUCAACACCAUCAUCAUCGAAUGCUUCUACGUCAUUACCAUCGUCUUCCUCAUCAGAUGUUAAACACAAAAGUAGUUGAAUUAAUAAUUAUUAUAUUUAAUCUGCGUUAUUUAAUAAUAAAAAUU